AUGGGGUCUCUAGAUCAGCCAGGGGCCGACCAUAUUGGGCCAUUUGCACGCGAAUCAUUGACCGAAUUCAUUGACUCGCAGAUGAUUCCUCUUGGACCAUAUACUGAACCGAAGGACUAUCUCGACUCCAGCAUUGGACUUAUCCUGAAGUUAAUCAUGAAUGGGGAGAUUUAUGCAGGGCAUGAGGUCGAUGCAUUCUUAGUCCACCGCUUUCUUUUGGACUGCGUCACUGGAGUAUUGCUCUAG
Molecule: messenger RNA, 246 nt
Organism: Penicillium oxalicum
Lineage: Eukaryota; Fungi; Ascomycota; Eurotiomycetes; Eurotiales; Aspergillaceae
Exons: 1
Coding region: 1-246 (81 amino acids)
Source: RefSeq, a predicted model, not a curated record